This is a messenger RNA of Salvia hispanica, 2203 nucleotides long. RefSeq lists its product as uncharacterized. The record is from RefSeq and is a predicted model, not a curated record. NCBI's taxonomy places the organism in Eukaryota, Viridiplantae, Streptophyta, Magnoliopsida, Lamiales, Lamiaceae.
AGCUAUGUGCCUCUGUCUGAUGAGUGACAACUGAAAAUGGAGGCCCAGAAAAAUGCAUUGGUGAGCUUGAAGCGGAAGAAGUGCGAGCAAUCCAACACUAAAAUCACCUCAAACUCAUCUUCUUCUGCUGCUUCAGCUGGAUCUCGAGAUGGCCGUUUGAGAUUUUUACUUUCUUCAAACACUUCUUCUGAUGCUUCAUUGCCUUCCUCUUCUUCGAGGGCUCGUGUGGAGAGAAAGCCCUCAUCUUUGCCCAAAUUCGAAAGCAAUUUCUCUGCUAAAUCGUUCAGAUCUAAAGAGAAUGAGCUUCCCAGAAAGCCCUUUUCCAAGGCGCCGAAGAAGAAGAAGCAACAGUUGUGUGUUGACGGGAGGGGAAUUGCCAAAAUUAAGACAAAUCCCAUUUCUAAAACAGCUCAAAUGUCAAAGCUUUAUUGCGGUAGGGGUAAUCAAGUGAAGGGCUCUGAAGAAUUGGAGGGGAAGAAGUUGAGGAGUGAACCACAAUUUUUUAGUUCAACUCCCCCACGUGUUCGACGAAAUGCCGCAUUGGAAAAAUUGGAUUCGGGAACAGCUGAAUGUGGCAAUUGCAGCGCUACUACGCCUCCGGUGGAAGUCUCUGUGUCUCCUCAAAUCCAAUCCAAGAUGUUCGUUUCGAAAUCUUCAGUAACUCCGGUUUGCUACGGUGCAGGCCACCUUCUCUCUGGAGUCACUGAUAAAAGGAAGUGCAGGCGAAGAGGGAGCUUGCGAGGAGGCUGUGAGAAGGUCAAUCUCUUUGAUGAUGAGAAUGUGGCUGAUGAAUUGCUGGAUUCUUUGAUUCCUUUGCCUAGCGAGGCUUCGGUGCGCUGGUUGUUGUCUCCCUGCAAAGAGGGGGGCGAGGAUCAGGGGCGUGAUUCGGAGAAUAAGUUAGAAGAUUGUGGUGAUGAUUCUCUUGCUCUUGAUUUAUCGUCUUCGCCUUCCACAUUGUGUGAGUUAGAAUGUGAUGACAGUGACUUCAGAAGCAGUGAGAUUUUUAAGCUUUCUCGUCGAAAAAGUUCAGGAAAUAACAUGUGUGAUCCUUUGUUAGCUGCUACUCCCAAUUCAGUUUCGAACAAUAAUGAUUUCGGUUUAGGAGAGGGGAAUAGUUCAGCAGUCUCUUUAGGUUCUUUGGGUAGUGGAAAUUUGAUUCAGACACCGGACUUUGAGUGUAGCUCGUAUGAGUCUUUUAGAAGGUGGAAUGUGGAGCUUGAUUCAAUAACAGAAACUCUAGAUGCAGUGAGUUUAUCUAGAUGUGAGAGAUUCGCGUAUGCAGGGAUGGAUUCAUCUUCUCGCUCUGCUGUUCCCGAGAAAAAUGUGUGUUCAUGGGAGUCGAGCUCGACAUUAGACAACUUAACACUCUCCCAGAUGAGGAUAUCAUGGAGAGAUGAGGAGAUUGAUGCUUAUGAUCAGCAGCUGAAGCCAUACCGACUGUCUCGCUCAGGAAGGGAAGAGAAAAAUAAACGCAAAGAGGAAGAUCCGUGGAUGGCUAAUGAUGUGCCACCCGUUCUUCUUGAGUAUGAACCUUGCAUUUCUGCAGCAACUAGAGGAAAAGCAACCGGAGAUAGACACGAUGCAUGUGCUGAGUCAAUAUGCACCAAUGCGGGUGAUUUGGCUAUCUCUUGUGAUUCGGAUUGGGGAAAUAUCCAGAGUCAGGUCGAGUAGUGACAACUGCAAGACAUGAGCCAAAGGCGAUGGCCGGUUUGACAUCAUCUCUACUAAAUUCGAAAUGUUCUUCAAGGCAGUGAUUUGCAGCUAGACGUGAUGCUGAUGAACGAAACCUCAGGAGACAGUCCUCGGUGAUCAGCGACACUGGCUUGCUACUAGAUCCUUCUAAGUCAGUUCAGCGCACCGCGUAGUUCUCUCUUCGAUUGCAUUUCCACUUGAAAGAUGGAACUGCAACUUUAAGGUAUCAUCAACGUCUUUAAUUUACCAUCACUUAACUUAAUCCCUUCGGUUGAACUGUAAAUCGAAUGUAUAUGAGCAAUUAUGUAGCAAUAGUUGUUGCUAUUUGAGCUAUGUACUCGUUGAGGGAGUGGCCCAUUAGUGGUUUUAGUUAUUUAUUUACACCGAUGAGAUAUUGUUUUAAUAGUAACUAUUUAUUUUUCUUUCAUUUGCCGACAGAGGAAGGUGUAUAUUAUGCUAUGCUUCAACUUGUUGGAACAAUUGCACUUGUACCAGUUCAUUUAUUAAUUGA